Messenger RNA from Phragmites australis (common reed), 1725 nucleotides. Its product is annotated as la-related protein 6A-like. Bases 104 to 1390 code for a protein of 428 amino acids. Gene Ontology annotation, cellular component: nucleus. The transcript is spliced from 10 exons. The record is from RefSeq and is a predicted model, not a curated record. NCBI's taxonomy places the organism in Eukaryota, Viridiplantae, Streptophyta, Magnoliopsida, Poales, Poaceae. Gene Ontology annotation, biological process: RNA processing. Gene Ontology annotation, molecular function: mRNA binding.
ACCCGGCCUCGAGCCCGCGGUCGCACCCGCAGCCGCCAGCCACCGACUGCGAGCGGCGGCGGCGACCGGGCGCGCGCCUCGGCUCCCCUGAUCCCUCUCCGGUAUGGAUGGCCAGGCUCCUACUACACCUCUCGGCGCCGUCGCGCCCGAGCCCCUUACCGUCGUCGGCGAGCUGCAGCGGUCGCCGCUGUCGUCUCCGACGAGCGAGGCGAAUGACGCCCUACCCUCCGGUGUGGACGGCCAGGCUCCCCUUCUGGACGCAGUGGCGCCCGAGCCCCCUACCGUCUCCGACGAGCUGCUGCUGCAGCAGCCGCCGUCGCCUCUCGAGGUGGUGGAGGAUGCCCUCCCCGUCGUCCCCGACACCGUCGACGCCAUCUCUACGGGGGGCCUCGAGGCUGGCGCUGGCAGCGUCGUGCUCACCGAUGAGCUCCGCGAUCAGAUCGUCAAGCAGGUGGAAUACUAUUUCAGCGAUGAAAAUCUUCCUACCGAUGAGUUCCUGUUGAAAUUUGUGAAGAAGAACAAGGACGGCUUUGUUCCUAUUGGGGUUAUCGCAUCAUUUAGAAGAAUGAAGAAACUUGUUCAGGACCUCUCUAUAAUUGAAGCUGCACUCAGGACAUCAUCGAAGCUGGUUGUGAGUUCAAAUGGGAAAAGGAUCAGGAGGGUAGAUCCAUUGCCACACAAUGAAUCAAAAGAUGCAAAGAAAAACACCGUUGUGGUGGAAAAUCUAUCUCCAGAUUUCUCCAUGGAGAGUCUACAGGAAAAAUUUGGUACAGUUGGCAAAAUUGUGAAUAUAACAAUUCAGCAUCCACAUUCAGUGAAAGAAUCUGCAACACCUAAGAAGGCUGACUUCAUUUUAAGUAGUAAGGUUCAUGCCCUUGUUGAGUAUGAAGCAAUGGAGGCAGCUGAGAAGGCUGUUAGUACCUUAAAUGAUGAGAGGAACUGGAGAACUGGGAUGAAAGUCAGGCUUCUGGCUAAACGAAGUGUAAUGGGAUCAGAAAAGCAUAACCAAUCUUCAAAAGAAAAUCGGGAUACAGUUUCCAAAAAGAACAAUCAGAAUCAUCCUUCAAAAGAAGAGAAACAUACAACCUCAGAAAAGAACAGCAGUGCUGAUUCAGUGGAGGGUGCCAUGGACAAGGAUAAUUUGAACUCUGUUCUUACCCCUGAGGAUGAGCACCAACACCAAAAGCCAAAUGCUAAAGGAGGGCAAAAGGGUCGGUACAGAGGUCGUCAAGGUCAGAUUCAGCAAAAUAUAAACAGACAAGGCAGUUCUGGUUCUGAGCCUUUAAACAAGUCUCUUCCUGGACCGAGAAUGCCAGAUGGGACAAGGGGCUUUACAAUGGGGCGUGGUAAAUCUCUUGCACCUCAGAAAUCUGAGAAGGCUGAAGAAUAAAGCUAUUCAAAGGAGCCUGGUAAGAUCUUGCUGAAGGACCAUAACCAAAGAAGCCUGGUAAAAAAUAACAGAAGAGAAUUAUCCAAAUACGCCUGGUAAAAAUCUAACCACGCAUGAGAAUAUAGAGUACCCAAGCUGUUUUCUGCAUGAUGAUACAUAGAAGGAAGCGGAUGACUUUUGUACAGAACAAAAUUUUAGCCAGCAUCGUUUCUGAAUCCACUGGCGCUCGUUUGGAGCUUCCUUUUGGAAAUUUAGGAUUGAUAAUUGUCAAAGGUGAGCUUGCAUUUCUGGCGUGAAUUGAAUGACAGUGAAACCUUGUUUAUUAUGUCCUACUA